Molecule: messenger RNA, 426 nt
Organism: Trematosphaeria pertusa
Lineage: Eukaryota; Fungi; Ascomycota; Dothideomycetes; Pleosporales; Trematosphaeriaceae
Exons: 1
Coding region: 1-426 (141 amino acids)
Source: RefSeq, a predicted model, not a curated record
AUGACAUACGACGCAAUCGAACAGACCGUGGACGAGAGCCCCGGGAACACCGCCGCUUUCCUGCCCAACAAGCAGCACUGGAAGAGCUUUUACUUUUUCCUGUUCUGCGUGUCUUGUCAAUCGGUGAGGACUGUGCAAGCUGCGGCCACGAAGAUCGUCAAGGAAGAUGCGAAGCGGCCGCCGAGCACCGCCGCGGAGGCGACGAAGCAGGAACCGGGGCCGAGGCCGUCGCUUGUGCACAAUGCAGAACUGCGACGACGGAAGCAAGGCUCCUCCAAGAAAUCCAAAAAGAACGGGAGCUCCAGGAAUGGUGGGAUCAAGAAAGCGGCAUUUGAACCCCAUAUCAUUUCCACUGACCGGCUGGGUCGAUCUCUAUCGUCUGCUCAUUCUCGCAGAUGGGUUGACGUUGAUAGCCCUGAUUGGUGA